This is a messenger RNA of Venturia canescens, 6416 nucleotides long. Its product is annotated as organic cation transporter protein. The transcript has 4 exons. Gene Ontology annotation, biological process: transmembrane transport. Bases 3290 to 5041 code for a protein of 583 amino acids. Lineage: Eukaryota; Metazoa; Arthropoda; Insecta; Hymenoptera; Ichneumonidae. Gene Ontology annotation, molecular function: transmembrane transporter activity. The record is from RefSeq and is a predicted model, not a curated record. Gene Ontology annotation, cellular component: membrane.
GAGCGUCGAUCUACGUUCGGUCAUAUUCGGAGGGUAAAAAUUGUAAUAUACGUCAUAAAGUGGCAUUGAGAUUCACGCGUGCACAACAAUCUCAUCCAGAAUUCAAUAUGUCCAUGCGAUACGAACAGCCGCGUGUGUGCAGCAAACUUCGCGAGGGCAGGGUUUGUUAGCAUUUCGGUGUAGUAGCUCGGAUAUACGCAUCAAUAAAGUAUACGACCGGAAUUUAUUGCACAGUACUACCUGAAAUUCAAUUAUUCCAGGCAAGCAGAUCGAGAGUGGCUAAAAUUUCCGGUGUAAAUAAAAGUGAUUUUCCACCCGUAUGAUGAUAUAUUUUUCGAAAAACGUUUACAACAAUAUCGAACGAUUUUCUAAUGAAUCUCAACGCUUCUCUCGAAAUCUCCAGUCCAAAGUUAUCGAGUCUGUUGAUCGUGGUAUUUAUGCCUACGAAAUAGUGUCCCGCAAUUAAGCCAGUUUAUCUAACGAGCGUGAGAGAAAUAGCUCAAAAGCCAGUUUCCUUGUUUCCCAAGAGACGUUUUGAUGGAUCGAAAAAAAGAAAAGCUUCGCCUCGCUCUGCAGUGACAGGAGAAAGACGCUUAUCUUUUGUUUUUCGCAAACGUUUUGCUGCGUCGAAGAAAAGCGUGCAAGAGGAUUUUGCCCACAACGCGGCUCGAGUUAAUAAUACUUUGCGUCCGUUGAAAAAUAAAAUGAAGCGAAGUGACCUCGAUUUUUUUCAUUCCUGCGGCGAAGAAUGAACGCUGUGCACCCAGAUGUCUGAAAUUUCGUGAGGUUAAACACGUGUUUCUCCAAUUAUUCGUCGGUCCAUUUCUCUCGGUGUUUAUGAAUCGGAUUUAUCGUGAACAGUAUCUCAGUGAAUGGAUGCACAAGUGACGGAGGGAGGGGCAGCCAAGAUGAAAAAACGAAAGGAUUUAACGUCUCGUGUCGCAACAUCAAUUAACGCUUCCGCAGUUUAUUGUUACUCGAAAAAGUUCCUGGCAAAAUGAGACUUUUUCAAAAAGCCUGACACGAAUGAAGAAGUGUUGGAAAAUUGCUCGAAAAAUGUGUCUCCACAGCAAAUGUUUCACCCAAAUUGACUACCACUGAGACAGUAGAAGUUGUGCAACAUUAUACCGAAGAGCAAAAAACAUAUUCACUGUUUUCUCAAUGACAAUCAACAUUCGACACUUUUAUCGACGACUGUUUUUAUUCAAUGUGCAGCAAAAAAAAUGCCCGCAUGGCUCGACCCUCGCGGUUUGUCAUUACUUAUGAUUCAUCGAUAUUUUAAUAAGUCUCAUCCGCUCGGAGUCAGCGUGUAUUUAUCACCGUGUAUUUCACCGCGACCCUAUACUCGCCGCAUCGUAUAAUUACCAUUGGUAAUAUGCGCACGUUUCGAGUAAAUCUCAUAAUAGUUUACUCGUACAUUCGCACGCAUUUAUAGCGUUCUCUACAGUUCCGGUGAAUAUACGAAAAGUGUAAUAAAUCCGUAUUCAGUGGCAGACUCGAUUCAAGGCUCUGCUGUCGAUAUUCAUUCGGUGAUCAAGCAGCGUUCCCAAAUCGAUUGGAACAUUUAUUUGGUUUCAGUCAUUUAGUUGCGCGUUUCGAAGCCACUCGAGCUGCAGACACACUCGUAUGACACACGGAGAAAACGGAUUCGUUUUGAAUAAAAAAAUAUGGAAGACGACACUACAGAAAUCAUUAAGACCAAGGACACUGAAUAGGCGGUUAUCAUCAUCGACAUUGAGACCUGUUUGUUCGACCACGUGAUCCGCAUAGUCUUGGAUUAAUUAAUCGAGAAACGUACGAAAUUACAAGACGCCGAGGAGCAAGAGGAAAGCAAUGAGCAACAUCUUUGAGGUCAUGCCAACCGCACGUGCGGAAUAUCGUCUCGUUUCGCUUGCGGUUGCUUUGGAACCACUGGCGGAUGCACCGACAUUUAGCCAAUCCUCGAGCAAGAUCAUGUUCCACAGACCAGUGAGAACGAAAGAGGAAACGGAUGUCGAGACUGCAACGACCCGACGUCGAUGACACUCGAAUGAUUGAUUCGAUGUAGAUAUUUACACCGCGGUCGUCUCCACCCUCGGUUGCACUUUUUAUCCUACAUAUCCACCUCUCUGCCACGCACAUGUAGUGGCUAAACAGGAAUCGCGGAGGCUCGCCACACUCAACAUCGCAUUCGAUCGACUUGUUGAGCAGUUUGGCAUCGCGCUUCCGCGGAGAAUAAUGAAAGCGAGUCCGUCGACGGGUUCGACUGUCAUUCGUCAAGCCGACGUGUGAAGUUCCCGCCUCGACGUCGUUUAUCUUUCACAUUCGUAAUUCCAUGCGUUUCGGAGCAACGGUCUAGAUAGCUUUGAGGAUUCUCCGAUCUCUCGCUUUCACUCGAUCUCUCUAUUUUUCUGUGUCGUAGGCCCAAGAUCUGGGUGAGGGACCGAAGAUUUUGUCGACGCGACGUUUCGUAGAAGAGCAGCGUGGUUGGUCGAGCAGUUGAGAGAGAAAACACUGGCUGUGACGGAAAUGAGAGAGGAAGAAAAACGAGCAGCUAAGUAAAGAAACUGCGAAAGAAGAAAAAAAGGAGGAGAAGCGUGCACACAAAAAGCAGCGCAGAGGACACCCGAGUCGAAACGAAUGAGAAAACGCGUGGGAGAAGAAUUCCCGGCGCACAGUGCCACACCGAUAAACAAGUGGGUUGGCCGAGUGGAAAUAAUAAAAACAAAGUCGUUUGGGAAAAAGAUAAAUAAAGAAAAACAAGUGAGCGACGAAUGAGCCGCGGGAACCAUUAGUGUCGCAUUUGUCGGUGAACCUUCGUCGUGUUCGUUGCCCAGUUUAUCGCUCCUCGUACAGCCAAGGUUACUAACCCAAUUUACCCCGGUUCACUGCCAUUCGCGGCAUAGACUCCCAGUGGUGUGUGAGUUUCUCUAUCCAUCUCCGUUUUCCUCUUUACCACAGUGUGGUUUAAGAACAAACCAGUAACAAGCUCUCCCCUCCCAUCGGAGUCAGUGAAUUGAAUGUUCUUGCCUGGCAAUCAGCGACUUCACACAAGGUUUACAAGCAACGAAUAUAAUUAUACAGUGCAAGAGACAGUGAAGGCCCACGAGGCUCUCGCAGUUCAUUCGAUUAGCUAUCGAUGAACUGAGCCAACGCGCGCGUUCGGCUGGAAACCUCCGCGCGUACUCUGCCACAUUGUGAUCACUGGGAGCUCGGUUAUCUCAUCUGGAAAAGGCGCGGUUAAGUUCCCCAUUGUUUGUGAAAGUGUGAGACUCGAGUGGUGCUGUACACAGUCGAAAAAAGUAUCGCCAUGGCGACUGUCGAUACGGAUUUGGAAGAGAUGAUGUCCCAUCUGGGUGAGUUCGGGCGUUAUCAAGCAUGGCAAUACUCGCUCCACGUGAUAGCCGGGCUAACCGCAGGCCUGCACAUGUUGACUCUUCUGACGGUCGCGGCAGUGCCGCAGCACAAAUGUGUCGUGCCUGGUCUACGCGGUGCUCUGACCACGGACAAUUUAAAAUGGCAAGAUGUACCGUUGCCCCACGAGAGAUUGUCCCUCCAGGAGAACGCUUCCUGGUCGCAGAUGGACAUUCCAAUUAGUGUGGAUACCUGUCACUACCUUGAUCCGGAGGAUAACGUUACGAAAAAUUGUCAAGAGUGGGUUUAUGACACGACUUACUAUAAAUCGUCGCGUGGCAUGGAAUGGAAUUUCGUUUGUUCCCAAAGAUGGAUGGGUGCAGUGGCUCAAUCGUCGUACAUGUUCGGGGUUUUCGCAGGGGCUGUGACCCUCGGCACGAUGGCAGAUAAGUAUGGACGGAAAAUCAUCUUCUGUCUUUCCGGCACUGCUCAACUCGUUCUCGGUGUCCUGGUCGCUUUCGUUCCCGAGUACUACAGCUUCCUCGUCGUCAGAUUCUUCUACGGUGUAUUUGGAUCAGCCGGUGCUUACAUAACCGGCUUCGUCCUUACGAUGGAACUCGUUGGCGCCUCCAAGAGAACGGUUUGCGGAAUGAUGUUCCAGCUCGCGUUCGCAUGCGGGUUUUUGGUCGUCGCUGCAUGGGGCGCGCUUAUCAGUGAUCGCAUGUGGCUACAAAUCGUUUACGGACUCCACGGCGCUCUGCUCGUCGGUCAUUGGUGGCUCAUGGACGAAUCACCCCGGUGGCUCUGGGCUCAAGGCCGAGCUGUCGAAGCCGUUGAGAUAGUCGAGAGAGCUCUGAAGAUGAACCGGAACACCGUUGAAUUGGACAAGGCUAAGUACGUCUCCCGCAACAAGGCGCGCCACGCCUCUCGCGACCAAACUGUCUCUUACGGAGCGGGUGAUCUCUUCAAGACUCCUAAUCUCCGAAAGAAAUCUUUGAACGUUUGUCUCAAUUGGUUCGCAAAUUCCAUCGUUUAUUACGGACUCUCAUUGAGCAGCGGAAGUCUCAUUGACGGCAAUCCUUAUCUCGUGCUCUUCCUUACGGGGCUCGUGGAAAUUCCAAGCUACGUUUUGGCCAGCUUGACCAUGGAUCGGGUCGGACGCCGUUGUUUGGUCAGCACUUUCAUGUUGAUCGGUGGCGUUUGCUGCAUCACUGCCACUUCCAUACCUCGUGAUUUGAGCGGCGCCGUAAUCGUAAUCGUUCUCUUCGGUAAAUCAUGCAUCGCCAUAUCUUUUGCGGUUAUUUAUAAUUACACGGCAGAAUUGUUCCCGACGGUACUGAGAAACACGGCUCUCGGCAUUGGCUCGAUGUGCGCUCGUCUCAGCGGCGCCCUGACACCUCUCAUAAUGUUACUCGACUCCUUAAACCCACGAAUUCCAGCUACCACUUUUGGCUUCAUUGCCGUUGUCUCGGGCUUCCUGUCCCUUUAUCUUCCGGAAACAGCUGGCCAUCCGAUGCCCGAAACUCUUGAAGACGGCGAGAAGUUUGGACAGGGUGACACCUGCUUCACUACGUGCCUCGGCGGUGCACGAAAACAACGAAGAACCUAUGACAUCGCUCUCAAACAAGUCGACGGUGGUCUCAUGAAUGACGCGGAUAACAAAAAUAACGGUGUUCCAAUGGUAGAUAAAAACUCGGAGAAUGCUUGAAAAGAAACUCGAAAAAUUUGAUUGUCGAAUGACCAUUAACGUUCCUAUACGAUCAUUCGUCCACGAAAUUUUAUAUUUUUAUGGACUAACACUUUUACGUGUUUUGUCACACUCUUUGAGCAAAGAGUUCAUCCACUGUUCAGCAGAUUUUUGCUUUCUUCUGCCACAUUAUUUUUUUUUUUUACCAUUAAUUAAACAUCAACAAAUUUUCCUUUUUCAUUUGAUUCUGAAUCUUUGAGCUUCGAACGUGUAGCUUUUCACGCCAACGAAACAAGUGCCUUUUAAAAAACUGUGAUCAAAGUUCGCAUAGUUUCUAUGUAAUCAGUACGAAGGGAGCAAUGGUCGAUAAAGACUCCACUUUAUUACUAUGCAAAGAUUACUCAUCGUUGGAGGAUACAAAAGCGUACGAUGUGAUUAGUUAUUCGUGGCAAACGCGAGCAACAAAAAGUAUAAGUGAGAUAGGCCAAAUGAUGCAAUCCAAUACUCUUCAAUUGAAGUUUGAAUAUUCUCCUGAAAGUAUUUUUAAUAAAAAGGGAAGCAUUGGUUGAAAACGUACUCGCAAAUAGUUGUGACACUUUAAGAAGCAUUAGAUAAUUGUAUAUAUGGAAAUGAUUUUUUUUUCGGAGGCACGAAACUGAGAUUAUUUUUUUUGUUUCAUAGAUUGAUUACAACUUGGCAUACGUCGGUUGAAAUUGAAUUGUAGAAUAAUGUUCAAUAUGAAAAUUGUAAAAAUAUUGUUACCUGGACCAAAAUGAAUAUUAUUUUGAAGUGACAUUUUCGUAAACUAAAAUUAUUUUGACGAGCCAUUUUUCACCGUUGCAAUCUGGUUUCAUUACUCGGUCAAUGUACAGUCAGCCAAGUAACGUAAUUAUACAAUUAAUUAAUUAAAAAUUGUUCCACGUUAAUUUUGCUUAAUGCUUUUAAAGAAUGUUUUCAUCUUGCCACCACACAUAAACACUAAUUUCGGGAUUUCAAUCGCGUUCAGAUCCCGGACCGAAGAAAAUGUCUAAUUCGAAAAUGAUAUUCAGGAACAACACCCCGUGAUUUUUAUGUGAAAACGUAUAAAUACUUUUAUACUAUCGUUGAGGUCGUUCCUCACUUUAAUCAGCUAUAUUUUUAUCCUUGGUAACCUUCGUGAUGGUAAAAAAUGUAAUACCUGCGUAUAUUCGCGGACCGUAAAAAACGUAUUUGGUUCCAUUUAAUCCAACGAGAGUUGUCGUUUGGCAAGAGGAGCAACAACUUUUGAGAAUUUUGAGACAUUGCCCGAGGGCAUGAAAUGGGUUAGAUAUAAAUUUACACAAAUUUGUGUUAAAAAUGAAGUUAUUGUUGAGCAUUUGAACAAUCUCUAUGGAUAAUAAAUUUGUAUAAAUAUUAA